Messenger RNA from Bubalus bubalis (water buffalo), 4614 nucleotides. RefSeq names its product RNA guanylyltransferase and 5'-phosphatase (gene RNGTT). Gene Ontology annotation, molecular function: mRNA guanylyltransferase activity; ATP binding; mRNA 5'-triphosphate monophosphatase activity. Gene Ontology annotation, biological process: protein dephosphorylation; 7-methylguanosine mRNA capping. Lineage: Eukaryota; Metazoa; Chordata; Mammalia; Artiodactyla; Bovidae. The record is from RefSeq and is a predicted model, not a curated record. The transcript has 17 exons. Bases 225 to 2171 code for a protein of 648 amino acids.
GUGGGGCCUUUGAGGGCGGAAGUGGCGGUGCAUUGUGGGCUCGUCUAGAGUUGAGCCUGAAUGGAAGUGGCGCGCCGCCGCUAACAUUACCCGCGUCCGAGCGGCUAGGGUUCGGACGCCGUCCGGGAUUCGGGUACCUCAGACCUCUGGUUCAGAGCGGACCGCGAGGAGGCGGCGGCUAGGCCGAGCGUUGGUGGAGGGGCGGCUGUGCGCGGCCCCAAGACAUGGCUCACAACAAGAUCCCGCCGCGGUGGCUAAACUGUCCGCGGCGCGGCCAGCCGGUGGCAGGAAGAUUCUUACCUCUGAAAACAAUGUUAGGACCAAGAUAUGACAGUCAAGUUGCUGAAGAAAAUCGAUUCCAUCCUAGUAUGCUUUCAAAUUAUCUGAAGAGUCUGAAGGUUAAAAUGGGCUUGUUGGUAGACCUGACAAAUACUUCAAGAUUCUAUGACAGAAAUGACAUAGAAAAAGAAGGAAUCAAAUAUAUAAAACUUCAGUGUAAAGGACAUGGCGAGUGCCCUACAACGGAGAAUACUGAGACAUUUAUUCGUCUGUGUGAGCGGUUUAAUGAAAGAAACCCACCUGAACUUAUUGGUGUUCAUUGUACCCAUGGUUUCAAUCGCACUGGUUUCCUUAUAUGUGCCUUCUUGGUGGAGAAAAUGGAUUGGAGUAUUGAAGCAGCAGUUGCUACUUUUGCUCAAGCCAGACCACCAGGAAUUUAUAAGGGUGAUUACUUGAAAGAGCUUUUUCGUCGCUAUGGUGAUAUAGAGGAAGCACCACCCCCACCUCUAUUGCCAGAUUGGUGUUUUGAGGAUGAUGAAGAUGAAGAUGAGGACGAGGAUGGAAAAAAGGAAUCAGAACCUGGGUCAAGCGCCUCCUUUGGUAAAAGGAGAAAAGAACGUUUAAAAUUGGGUGCUAUUUUUUUGGAGGGUGUAACUGUUAAAGGUGUAACUCAAGUAACAACUCAGCCAAAGUUAGGAGAGGUACAGCAGAAGUGUCAUCAAUUCUGUGGCUGGGAAGGGUCUGGAUUCCCUGGAGCACAGCCUGUUUCCAUGGACAAGCAAAACAUUAAACUUUUGGAGCAGAAGCCAUAUAAAGUAAGCUGGAAAGCAGAUGGUACUCGAGUGGAAAGAAAUGGGGCAAAAUGGCUUAAAGAGGACAUGGAUAUACUUUGCAAAAGAAAUUACCAGAGAUCAAAUGUACUGAGCGGUGAGCUAGUGAGAGAAAAAGGCAAAGUGUUCAUAAACUCCCAUGAGGAAGGAAGAAAGCUGGAGUUUAGCAGGUAUAUGAUGUUGAUCGAUGGCACAAAUGAAGUUUUUAUGAUUGAUAGAGAUAAUUCAGUGUUUCAUGUUUCAAAUCUGGAAUUUCCAUUUCGUAAAGAUCUCCGUAUGCAUUUAUCAAAUACUCUGUUAGAUGGGGAAAUGAUUAUUGACAGAGUUAAUGGACAGGCUGUUCCUAGAUACUUGAUAUAUGACAUAAUUAAAUUCAAUGCACAGCCGGUUGGAGAUUGUGAUUUUAAUAUUCGUCUUCAGUGUAUAGAAAGAGAAAUAAUAAAUCCUCGACAUGAAAAAAUGAAGACAGGGCUCAUUGACAAAACACAGGAACCAUUCAGUGUCAGACAUAAGCCAUUUUUUGACAUCUAUGCUUCAAGAAAGCUACUUGAAGGAAAUUUUGCCAAAGAAGUCAGCCAUGAAAUGGAUGGACUUAUUUUCCAGCCCACUGGAAAAUACAAACCUGGUCGAUGUGAUGAUAUUUUGAAAUGGAAGCCUCCCAGCCUGAAUUCUGUGGAUUUUCGCCUAAAAAUAACAAGAAUGGGAGGAGAAGGGUUGCUUCCUCAGAACAUUGGCCUUCUCUAUGUUGGAGGUUAUGAAAGACCCUUUGCACAAAUCAAGGUGACAAAAGAGCUAAAACAGUAUGACAACAAAAUUAUAGAAUGCAAAUUCGAGAACAACAGCUGGGUCUUUAUGAGACAGAGAACAGAUAAAAGUUUUCCUAAUGCCUACAACACUGCCAUGGCUGUGUGCAACAGUAUCUCCAACCCUGUCACCAAGGAGAUGCUCUUCGAGUUCAUUGACAGAUGUGCAGCAGCUUCUCAAGGACAGAAGCGAAAGCAUCAUCCAGACCCAGACACAGAGCUCAUGCCUCCACCACCUCCCAAAAGACCUUUGACCUAAAGACCUGCCUCUGACUUCAGGACUGAGAGGAAAGAUGAGUGAGAAAAAGUGCUGUUGUCCCAUUUUUUGCAACCAGAGAAAUUAAAAAAAAAAAAAAAAAGAGUGUGGCUUGAUGUUGAUACACAUGUGACUUAAAAAAAAAAAAAAAAAGUAUUGUAGCCAGUCUGUAAAUAUUUGAUGUUUUUGUUUCCUCAGUGCUACAGUACAUCAUGGACUUAAACAUUUUAUUUAUAUCUGAUAAAUUCAGCCUUACCUUGUGGAAUCUGAAGAUUGAAAUAUCUCAAGGUUUAAAUGAGAUCAAAAUCAAUGAAAAAGAGGCCUUGUUUAUAUAUGGAUAACUUUUGCUUUAAUUUAUAAAGUUAGCAAUCUGGAACUGUGAGUGCAUAGAACAUUGUCUUUUUUUAGAAGUUAUAUUUCAACUAUGAUAGAUUUUCCUUUUAAAACAUUUAGGCAGUGGCAUUAAACAUUCUUGCUAUUAUUUAUCAUGGAUUUCCUACAUCUCUGAAAUUCUGGUAUUCAAAACCAAAUGACAAGGUUGUUAAAUAUUGUACUGUAUUAAACAACUUGGUCUGGUUUAUAUCAUUUUAAGUUGUUUUGGAACUGUAAAAGUAAAAAAGUAAAGCUCCAUCUUGUGAAUGUCAUUCUUUCUAAAGGAAGUAUAUCGAGUCUGUGGUUUGAACUACAGUAUCAGACAUACCCAGUCUGUCCACUCUGGCAGUGGUCUUGAGUCACUUCAUAAAACAUGGAGAUAUACCGCCCAGUCCAUGUGUGGUGUUCUUCUGGGAGGCUUUUUUUAAUGCCAGGGCUACUUCUCCCUUACCUCGGUGGUAUCGGCGCAUUGUAAAUUACAUUAAAACACACAACUCACUGUGAUGAUGGGAGUGAUAUCAGGUAUAUACACAAUGUUGUAUUAGUUCCUUUACACAAAACUGCAAAGGAAAGGCCAGCCGACUCCUUUGAUUAGAAGGUAACAUCAGUGGAAGAGAACGCUGUCCCUGGAAAAUGCUCUCCCACUGCUAGAUAAAUGCAGAGGCAAAGACUAGACAUCUGUAGGAACUAAACAUGAAGGAAGCCAAGACAUUUAUUUUCAAAGCCAGAAUUUUCUCUCAUCUUCUAUUCUGGGAAUGCUAUUUCGGUUGUACAUCUGAAUUUUAACACAUUUACUGAUAGAUAAUGGAUUUAAAGAGUGGCUAAUUCGUCACGUGCCAUUGUUGAGAAACUGUGUUCUGAUUGGUUUGUCAAGGAACUCUUGAGAAUUAGCUUACUGGAGGCCAAUGUAUUUAUUUUUAGGGUACAGGUUUUAAGUAUGUGUAUUUAAAACAAAUUUUCAUUAUCUGAAUUUUAUAUAUGUAAAUGCAUAUAUAUGUGAGUAUAGGCAGCAGUGUACAUUCUUCUACUAAGACAGUGAGACAUGAAAAUCCAAACGAGUCACCUAGUAGAUUGAAUAUCUGAUAGGAUUUCUAUAUGAAACAGCACAGAUUAACCAAAAGUGUAUUUCUAUUCAUUUGAGUUUUAAUGUUUUUAAACAAAGUUUUCUCCUGCAGUGCUUUUCUAUAUGAAAUACUGGAGUCAUGCUUGGGCUUCUCCCUUUAUUGUUCCCAAGUUAUGUAAUGUGAAUUUAUUCAAAAUGCCAUUGUAGUGUUUCUUUCCUAGAGCACUUUUGUGUGUUUGAGUGCUACAGGGAUAAAAACAUCUGAUUGCUACUGCAACCAUUGAAAGGUGGAAAUUGGUCAAGGUUUCAUGGUGUCUUGUACAAAAUGGAUCUGAAAAGCCUAUGCAACUCCUGAUAGUCUGACACCUGCUUCCCCAGGAUUAGUGGCUCUUUUCACACGGUGUGAUGCUUUCUUCCAAGCUCGUGUAAAGGCAGAAGCCUUUUGCUGAUGAGAGAGCAAGCCUUUGUCAGCGAUCUUUAAUGGAGUUAAAAUGUUUAUGGUAAUUGUAACCUUUUAAAUGAGUUACGUGAAAAGAGCAUCUCAUCUUCAGUACACUCAGAUAUUUUCUCUUUGCCUUUGUGCAUUUUCCAGGACUUAAUUUUCUUAAUUUAUCUCUCCCUUUCAGUUGUAGUGAUGUAUAGUAAGUAGAUCCCAUUUAGCCCCUGAACACAUUACCAUCCAUAGUGUCAUAAAAAGUCAUCCAGAAAAUAAUCGGGGUGGAAGUCUGGAGGCACGAUUUGGGACGUCAUGAAGGAAAUACUUCUGUCUCAGCCCACUUCCUAAUAACUGUUUUCUGACGCUGAAGUUAUGUAGACAAGAAUAAGAAAACUUUACUUUCCUUUGUUAUCACAGAUAAAAGAUUUUGCUCUGUGUUUGAAAAAGAUGUGGAAGACUUGACUGCCUGGCUGGUUACAUUUGCUUUCCGUGAAAUGCUCAGAAAAUGUCAGGACAUUCCUUCUCUAAUUGUGUGUCAGUCCAUAUUGUAAUAAAACUACUGAUUUAAAAUAACA